AUAUAACAAAUGCAAUAUAUAAUCAAGACAUUAAAUAAUAAAAUACAAAUUAUGCAUGGAGAAUUUUAGAAAAAUGCAUUGUAUGACGCGUUCCACAGAUGGCGUGUUAACCACAAUCUUCUACAUAUAUGUAUACAUAUAAAAGCUGAUAAGUCUCGUGAACUUUUAAGAAAACUAUAAGUCAUACUGUAACCACGAGGUGUCUACGCAAAGCUCUCGAUGCAAAGAGUUACAUAAAAAUAAUAUAAUAUAAUUUUGAAGAAGGUCUCUCUCGAGUUCUCCUUGAGUUUAAUUCUAGGAUGUUCUUCAGUUUUCCCUCCAUUUUCUUUCGGUUCUCACUCACACGUUAUUCUACUAAGAGUAGGCAAUGUUGCAUCGAAACGUACGAGCGUGAUGAUUCUGUUUUGUCACACGACUGUUUAUAAUAUUGUCUCCAUGACAAGAGGUAACAACAUUUGUCACUUUUGUGAAACGCUUACUCGUGAAUGCUAAAAGCGAUGCCAGAAACUGCAAUCAUCCUGAAAAAUACAUGUUCCCUGAGCGCUUCGAGGAGCCCCAGGGAAGAAUUCAAUCAUUUCCGCGGAGAGAAGAGAUUGGCACGAUGCAUGCAACAUAAAUUUCAAAAGUAUUCUCAACUCCCUAUAAGAUGUCAACGACCCGGUUCUUACUAUCGUCCACCGAAGACUUCCUUCAGACUGACCGGUUUGUCAACGAUAAAUCGUACAUCUUCGAUUAACACGGCGAAAAGUUGUCCGGACAGUUCAACAUGUAACUCCAUAUUUUGCAUGGUCGGUUCACCAUGUUGUAGGAAAAGCUUAUCCAUGAAUGAUCUGUCACCGUCGAUGAUGGAGGUAGAGAACGCUGACUUUAGAUCGAAUAGCAGUUCGAUCGCGGAAAGAACCGAAGAAAGCGAUAGGAUUAAAGAUACUAACGACGUUGGAAUCAGUGUCGGUAUUAAAAAUUGGAUGGAGGGAUUCGUAUGCGAGGAACCGGAUUCACGGUUCUACCAAAAUCCAGAGAAAGCUGCGAGUUUGGUGUGUCAUAUGCUUAUGCUGAAUGCUUGGAGGCGCAAGCGUAAAGAAAUUUUGGAAUUUCGUCGGACGAUCGAUAAUUUAAAUCAACAAGUGAAAAAUCUACAGCUGCAGAUCAUCGUAUUGCGUCGAUUGUCCGACGCGGAAAAUAGCCGUGUCAGCAAACUGACCAACGAAGUUCGUUAUGUUAGGACGCAGCUCAACGAAACGUUGAAAGAAAAGGAUGUAUUAAAAACGGAGACCGGGGAAAUGGAGGGAGAGAUCAAGCGUCUGAGCGAGUUAUCCGAGGAGCGGUUGGUCGAGAAAGAAAACGUGCGAAAUGAAUUGCUUACCGUCCAAGCUCAACUGCAGGCACUCGACGAGCAGAUGUCGAAGGAUCGAGAAAAGCUGUUGAAAUUGCGCGAAGAUAAGAGGAUACUUCUUGAAAAGGUAACAGCUAGCGAAACUCUAGCCGUUGAACGGGGAUCGAGAGCGGAUAAAGCAGAACAAGCUGUGGAGGACUUGCAAGUCAAGUUAGCAACUCAGAUUGGUCUCGUUGAAUCUUUGAAGCAACAAAUACAACAAUAUGCAAAGGAACUGAAGACCAAAGAAGAUGAAAAAUCAAGGUUGGAGAAACGCUUAAAAUCGUCCGAAGAGUCGGGGAGAUCCCUACACUUGCGCACGGUUUUCCUGGAAGCCCAACUAGCCGACCGAGAAACAGCCUUGCGACGUGUGGAGACAUCGUGCAGUUCGCAAUUAGCGGAAUUAAACGAAUUGAGAGAACGUCUAAUACGACAGUCUCAAGAGGGGGGUUGGAGUAGUAGGAUGCUUCAAAUCGCUGGUAGCGUUGUACGUGCACCUAGAGCUAUUUUACGUACCUUGUUAUCAACGACAGGUCCAGUGUUGACUCCUUAAAAGAAACUGCCAGGUGAGCGUUUAAUUUUUUUCACUUCAAGUUUCUUACAGUUGAAACAAAGAGUUUGAAAAGUAAGACUUCGGGUUCAGUGGGAACAAUUGUUUGACGAAAAAGAGUGGUGUUGGUAGAAAAGGAUGCUUACGUUGGCUAUGAGCAACUGCGCUCCGAAGGACGCAGUGGACGGACGAGCAAAUAGCGGGCACUUAUGCCCGCCGAUGGCUAAUCAAUUUUUCAGUUUGAAAAUAUUGAACCUCUUUCGGUCUCUGUCACCUUGUUGUUGCACGUAUUGUGCACGCCCGUGACAUUGAUCUCUUGGGGCACUUGAUCUACCCUCCACUGUUGAUACGAGAUGUGAAAGGGAAAGUUGUAUGCGAUCGCGAAGAUAAAAAAUUGAAGGAGACAGUUUCUAAGCGAUAGCAAAUUCAUGAGUACUUUUAUUACAAAAAUUAUAAAUUUUUUUUUAUUUUAUUUAUUUAUUUAUAUUUUUUUUAUUCCAUAUACUUUCUGAUACGAUUGUCUUUAUUUCAAAUUGAAAAAAUAUUUAGUGAUCCCAUAGAACAGACAUAUUAGAUAUACCAGCGAUUGAAAUGUUACGCGAUAAAGGGAUAAAUAAAUAAAUAUAGAUAUUGUUUUACUUUUUUAAUCUA
Megachile rotundata (alfalfa leafcutting bee) is the source of this 2573-nucleotide messenger RNA. RefSeq lists its product as uncharacterized. Lineage: Eukaryota; Metazoa; Arthropoda; Insecta; Hymenoptera; Megachilidae. The record is from RefSeq and is a predicted model, not a curated record.